AUGUCCCACCCCAACUUGCAUUCCCCGGAAAUAACACGCCAGAUCGAGGUGCUCGAGGACGAAAUCGCUUUCCAGAACGUUCUAUUUGCAUCAAUCGACGACAACGUCCAAGAUCGCGAGCAGGCCGAACAAGACAUCCGGGAUGAGAUCUGCUCUCUAGAGCGCCAGUUAAAAGACCUUAAACGCUGUACCAGCGCUGCUACUAUUACGACAGCCUCGAAUUAUCCUUCUUCCCAAAACUCCUCGCAGAGCUUCCAGGCAGCCUUUUCCAGCUCUUCGAGAAAGAAUAACGCGAUCAGCAACCUCGACGGCGGUGUCGACGGAGAGCCUGCCGGAGAGAUGAACGGCUACUUGGGUCAAGGUCAAGAUCAGUGGCGCCCUCUGGCCUCGCACUCGUUGACACCCUCAACCCCGGGCUCUGAUCCGCUCGGGAACCCCCUCCUCACCCCUUCGCAUACGAAAUUGUCUGCUCGAAAACGCUCCCAUAGCAAGUACCUCGACGACCAGCUCGCCCCGGUCGAAGGUAACAAGUCCAGACGGACAUCACAAAGCCCUUUUGGCACUGGUCCUCCCACCCCAUCUACAAUCAGUUCAGGUGAAGAUAGUUUUAGUGCUUGGCAACGCAAGCAGAACGAUGAGGCCACGAGAAUCAAGCGAGAGCGAGAGGAUGCUGAGUUAGCUCGUAUUAUUCAAGAAAGCCUAGACAACCUGUCUACGUCGUCAAUGCAACCACCUGCUCGUUCGGAUCGCUCGGCUUUCGAUCGACUUUCCGGAGCGCAUCAACUAUCCUCUAGCUCGGGCAGCCCUUACUCAUCCAGUCUUUCUCAACAAGGAUCAACGUACAGUGGCCCUUCUAGAUCUAUGACCCCUGGUACCAAGCGGGAGGUACCACGAAGUUCGAUGUCCGGACUCAGUUCUUAUGCAUCUUCAAACCCUCCCAGUGGCUUCACGAGAAAGACACCUGCAGACCCUUCCUACACUUCGUCUGCCUUCAAGAGCGAGCGUCCCUCACGUCCCAUUCCAGGUUCCUAUCAAGACGACUCUUCCAAUGCCAGUGAUUCUGACAUUGAGAUCAUACCAGCAUCGGCGUUCCGUGCCAAUGGGCGCAGCUCCCGCCCGACCGGAAAUAUGGCAAACUCUUACACUUUGCCUUCGCCUUUACCAAAGUCCAAGCCUCUGGGUUUUGGCAACAGUGCUGCAGAUGUCCAGUUUUUGAGGCAACAGGCUGCAUCUACAUCUAAUGACACGUUACAAAGAGCCAUGUUUGGCACUCAUCCGAAGCCUCAAUGGAUGAAUGCUGUGCAGCCCAGCAUGGGCGGCGGUAAUAUGCUGUCAAAGAACGAGAUUUCCAGUGCUUAUUCAAUGAACGAUAUUCCGGUUUAUCAAAGUCACGGCUCCAUGGCUAUGGCUGGUUCACCCCCACAUUCCAAUUUUUUCGAAGACAUUAUCACUCGUGGCGGUGAUAGCAUCAACGCAGUCUCGGCAUACCUAGGACUCAACGAUCAUAUGCUGGACCAGCUGGGCUAUAUCAUGAACGACCCUCGGAAGAACGCCGAAGAAAUCAAGAAUUUGCUGGAAAAUAUCCGCCCGGAUGAGGAGGUCGCUCCGGAAGAUAGGGAAGGCACCCCUGAAGGCCUUGUCUACCCUCUAUAUGAGCAUCAGAAGAUCGCCCUGGGCUGGCUGAAAAAUAUGGAGGUUGGCAACAACAAAGGCGGAAUCCUUGCAGAUGAUAUGGGCCUGGGCAAGACCAUCUCUGCACUUGCACUCAUUCUCUCUCGUCCUUCCUCGGAUCCAGCCCGUAAGACCACUCUUAUCGUUGGACCAGUUGCUCUCGUUCGUCAGUGGGGCCGAGAAUUCAGAAGCAAGAUUCUGCCAGGCUACCGGCUGAGCGUGUUCAUGGCGCACGGGACCACCAAAUCUCUCAACUGGGAUGAAAUUCGGACCUACGAUGUCGUCUUGACCACAUAUGGGAAACUCGGUCACGAGUACAAGCGUCUCCAAAAAUUCCGUGACAACCACAAAUUGAACGGCGGCAUGGCCGACCACAACGCCAUGAAGAAAGACUUUCCUUUCCUUGGCCCAAAGAGCAAGUUCUAUAGAGUCAUCCUCGACGAAGCCCAGUGUAUCAAGAACAAGAGCACCCACGCCGCUAGAGGAUGCUGUUCUAUUGCAGCUAGAUACAGAUUCUGUCUCACCGGUACACCUAUGAUGAACAAUGUCCAAGAGCUGUACUCUUUGAUCAACUUCCUCAGAAUUGGGCCCUACGACGAAUGGACCCGGUUCAACUCAACCUUCGGCAUCUUAACAAAAGCUGACAAAAAGUCAAAGCAAUCUGUUCUGGAGAGAGAUCUCAAGAACGCCAUGACGAAGCUCCAGGCGCUUCUGAAGGCAAUCUUGCUUCGACGCACCAAGAAGACGGAGAUCGAUGGUAAGCCUAUCAUCACUCUGCCACCCAAGACAGAAGAGAUUCAACAUGUCGUCUUCGAUGAGGAUGAGCAGGCAUUCUAUACCGCUCUCGAAUGCAAAACCCAAACCCAGUUCAACAAGUUCGUGAAGGCUGGGACAGUCACCAAGAACUACGCCAACGUGUUGGUUUUGCUUCUCCGCCUUAGACAGGCUAGUUGCCACCCGCAUCUAAUCCAGGAUUUCGAGCAAGCCCCUGUGUCCGCUUCUGAUGUUACGUUAGAGACAAUGAGGGAAUUGGCGCGAGGCUUGAAGCCAGACGUCAUCGCUCGAUUGUUGGAUUCCAACGAUAUAUUUGAGUGCCCUGUCUGCUAUGAUCCUGCCUCGAACCCCAAGAUCAUCACGCCAUGCGGCCACGAUACCUGCUCUGAAUGCUUAGCUAAGAUUACAGAUCAAGCUGUCCAGCAGAACGUUGCAGCUGGCAACGAUGCAGGUGGCAAUGCAAAGUGCCCUACUUGUCGCGGCGAUCUUUUCAAGGAAAAAGUCAUUGAUUACUCAGCUUUCAAGGAGGUCCACAAGCCAGCGAUCGAAAGUACAGAUGAUUUUGAAACGGCCAGUGACGACAGCGAUGAUGAUAGCGAAUACGACAACGAAAGUGACAGCGACACAGCUUCGGAAAAGGAUGCAGAUGCUCGAGGCAAUUUGAAAGGUUUCGUUGUGUCUGAUGAUCAGGACGAAGAGGUCGACGACGAUGAAACUGCUUCCGAAGAUGACGAUGGGCCGGAAGUGAUGGUUGAAAAAUCCCAGUCCAAGUCCAACGAUACAGGCAAGGGCAAAGAGAAGGAGCAGAAACAUAAGCAACUAAAGAAGUCGAAGGGCAAAGACAAGGGCAAGCAGCCUGGGAAAAAGCAGCAUAUAUCGAUCGCGAUGUUGAAGAAGGAGGCUUCCAAGUCAGCAGCGGGACGACGCCGCUACAUGAAGUACCUUCGAAAGCACUGGGUGCCAUCCGCCAAGACGACCAAGUGUGUUGAAUUACUCGAUCAAUUUCAAGCCGAUGGUCAGAAGACAAUCAUCUUCAGCCAGUUUGUCUCCCUUCUCGAUUUGCUGCAAGUACCGAUCGAUGAAAAGGGAUGGAAGUGUUUACGUUACGAUGGCUCUAUGUCCGCCGACGCUCGAAACAACGCUGUGAACCAGUUCUGUGACAGUCGGGAUUACAAUAUCAUGCUGAUAUCUCUCAAGGCUGGUAACGCUGGUCUUAAUCUGGUCGCCGCUUCUCGGGUGAUCAUUCUGGACCCUUUUUGGAACCCCUACAUCGAGAUGCAAGCUGUCGACCGAGCGUAUCGUAUCGGACAGCAGCACUCUGUUGAGGUUCAUCGCAUCUUGGUGGAGGGAACCGUGGAGGACCGUAUCAUUGAUCUCCAAAAUCGUAAGAAAGAAUUGGUCGAAAGUGCUCUAGACGAAAACGCUGCCAAGUCCGUCAGUCGUCUCGGUGUCGCAGAGCUUGCGUUCUUGUUCAAUGGCUAG
Molecule: messenger RNA, 3927 nt
Organism: Drepanopeziza brunnea f. sp. 'multigermtubi' MB_m1
Lineage: Eukaryota; Fungi; Ascomycota; Leotiomycetes; Helotiales; Drepanopezizaceae
Biological process (GO): double-strand break repair via homologous recombination
Cellular component (GO): cytoplasm; nucleus
Molecular function (GO): ATP-dependent chromatin remodeler activity; ATP binding; metal ion binding
Source: RefSeq, a predicted model, not a curated record